This is a messenger RNA of Lasiosphaeria miniovina, 1953 nucleotides long. Its product is annotated as Metallo-dependent phosphatase-like protein. The transcript is spliced from 2 exons. Gene Ontology annotation, cellular component: cytoplasm. The record is from RefSeq and is a predicted model, not a curated record. Lineage: Eukaryota; Fungi; Ascomycota; Sordariomycetes; Sordariales; Lasiosphaeriaceae. Gene Ontology annotation, molecular function: phosphoprotein phosphatase activity. The coding region runs from base 255 to 1823 and encodes 522 amino acids.
CGCGACGCUUCGACUCAACCCCACCUUCCAACAUUCGCCCGACCACGUAUGUGCAAUUUCCCUCUUUGGCAAAGAGUUUACCGAUUUGUUACUUUACCGUUUCGCCGCUUUGCUUCCUUGUCUAGUCUCGUUUCGCUUUUCAAUGCCCUAAUCUCCAUCUGCUCACUGUCGAUACUAGCAUCUGACAUCUCUUAUCUGCUCGAGUCCUGUCCCUCUCAGGAAAGGCGCCAGCGACAUCGUCUACUCUCCAUACAAUGGCCUUUGUUCCUCAUCCGGUUGUCACGGAUCUCACCGUAUGCGUCUUCUCUCCGACAGUUUCUCCCUCCACCUGCAAACUGGACCCGCGAAUAUGGCACCGCGUAGAGAAAGACCUCUACCUAUAUACAUGUCAGCAAAGUGCAUGGCUAUAUGUAGCGCUGGCGAAUGAGGAAGAGCUUGCAGAUGGGGACCUGGUGGUUGUGGAUAUCAAAGUCGGCGAUCCGCCUCCCAGCUCUGGCUCAGGUCAUUCUUGGGAGAGCCGACCUGGCGGGAUUUGGGUACUGAGAAGCAAGUUCUCUGGCAUGAUCGACGAGGCUGUGACAGAGGUGGACGUUCUCUUGGGUAUAGAUGCCGUUGACCCGCGACCACAAUGGACCCUCAUGCCGUCAUCGCUCCAACUUAACGGUCAGCCUGAAGUACCGGUUGCAAGACUCAGCGUCCUCCACGGCAGGGCCAAGCCGAGACCAGAUGCGCGGGCGGCAUUGAGGGUCAGGGAGGAUGGCAAAUUCAAGAUUGUCCAGAUUAGCGACACGCACAUGGUCACUGGUGUCGGGGUAUGCAAAGAUGCUAUCGAUGCCCACGGGAACUAUCUGCCAGAGAGCGAGGCUGACCCACUUACGGUCGACUUCAUUGCGAGCGUCUUGGAUGUCGAGAAACCAGACCUUGUGAUUCUCACUGGAGAUCAGUUGCACCACGACAUCCCCGACAGCAAAUCUGCCCUCUUCAAAGUGGUUGCCCCCAUCAUCGAGCGUUCGACGCCAUUCGCGGCUGUCUUUGGCAAUCAUGAUAGUGAGGGCAGCCACGCAUUAUCACGCACAGCACAGAUGACGAUGCUUCAGAACCUGCCUUUCAGCCUCUGCGAGCCGGGCCCAGAGCAUGUUGACGGCAUAGGUAACUUCUGCAUUCAGGUCCUUGCUCCGGCGCCGUCACCGCGCUUGUUAUCGACCUUGUAUUUCCUGGAUUCGCACGGUCAAAUACCGAGCAACAUACGCAACCCCGAUUAUGACCCUAUCAAGCAAAGCCAAAUUGAUUGGUUCGCGGAGACCUCCCAGGCGUAUCGAAGCACGCGCGAGAAGGACGAUAACAACGAUAACCGCUUUCAUCUGUCUCUAGCUUUCCUCCACAUCCCUCUUCCCGAGUUCGGUGACAGCCGUCUCAGCAUACGCAACGGCCACCGGAGGGAACCGACUGAAGGCCCCAGUAUCAAUUCCCAUUUCUACGACGCCUUGGUCAAAGAAGGCAUAUCAGCACUAGGCUGCGGGCACGAUCACGUGAAUGACUUUUGCGCUCUGCUGCCACCACAACAAACGCAGCGGGAUGGCGACAAAACCCCCUAUCCUGGCCCUUGGCUGUGCCAUGGAGGUGGCACUGGGUUCGGGGGAUAUUGUUCAUAUGGCGGAGUUCGAUUUCACCGACGAGCGCGGGUUUGGGAACUCGAUACGAGCACCGGGAGCUUGAAGACUUGGAAGCGCAUCGAAUACGCUAUGGACAGAGUCGAUGAGCUAGUGCUUGUGGAAAGUGGAGCGGUGGUUAAUGUUGGGGAAGAUGAUGAAGACAUGGAUUAGCCAGACUCGGCCAGGCAUCCGACAAGCAGCAGCCAUCAGAAGUCGCUGUGACACUGCACGCAGCGCAAACCUCAAUCUACAUGCAGUAAAAAUUUGCUUCGGCAAGUCCGUGAAUGACCAUGAGUCUCAA